GGAGAGGGGGGGGGGAUGCUGGUGAACAAUUUAUUCUUUUUUCUUCGCCAUCAUUAUGAGUCUCUAUCAACCUGCUCCCAAACCGCCCACCAAGCUCGGUAUAUAUCGUACCCUGGCCCCCACUGCGGGAGUGCACGUUUCCCCACUGGCCUUGGGAGCUAUGUCCAUCGGGGACAAAUGGCACCAGUACGGAAUGGGUGCAAUGGACAAGCAGUCCUCGGUAAAGCUGUUGGACGCAUAUUUCGACGCAGGUGGAAAUUUUAUCGACACUGCAAACAAUUACCAAGACGAAAGUUCAGAGGAGAUCAUCGGCGAGUGGGCUGAAAAGCGUGGUAUUCGUGACCAGCUUGUCAUUGCUACAAAGUAUACCACCAAUUUCAAACGAGGCUCCAAUGAAGCACAAAAGGUUAAUUUUACCGGAAACAACGUCAAGUCUAUGCAUAUCAGCGUGGAGGCGAGCCUGAAGAAACUCCGAACAUCUUACAUCGACAUCUUAUAUCUUCACUGGUGGGACUUCGACACCAGUGUUGAGGAGGUCAUGAACGGACUGCACAUCCUGGUCCAGCAGGGAAAAGUUCUCUACCUGGGUAUCUCUGACACACCUGCCUGGAUUGUGUCCAAGGCAAAUCAAUACGCUCGUGAUUAUGGGAAAACUCCUUUUGUGAUCUAUCAAGGCAUGUGGAACAUUUUGGAGCGCUCAUUCGAGCGCGACAUAAUUCCCAUGGCCCGCGCUGAAGGUAUGGCACUCGCACCCUGGAAUGUUCUCGCUAGCGGUAAAUUCCGCACGGACGAAGAGGAGCAAAGGCGACGCGAAACGGGAGAGAAGGGAAGGGAGAUGUUUACAGGCUGGGAACGCACCGAAAAUGAAACGAAGGUGUCUCAUGCGUUAGAGAAGGUAGCCAAGGAGGUUGGCGCCAGUCAUAUCACCGCUGUGGCCAUCGCAUACCUUAUGCAGAAAACGCCAUACGUUUUUCCCCUGGUCGGAGGCCGCAAAGUCGACCAACUGUAUGGGAACCUCGAGGCGCUUGACAUUCUUUUGUCCCCGGACCAGAUAAAGUAUUUGGAAAGUAUCAUUCCGUUUGAUGCGGGGUUCCCGACGUCCAUGAUUGGCGAUGGGUCAUCUCCUACUAUGCUUCUCGCACAUACCGCUCAUUUCGAGAAGGUCCCGCGCGUCGAACCAAUCAGACCAUCAAAGAAGUAAGAAUUUUCAGCAAAGUGCUGCGUUGGCUACGUUCUCAGAUUGCAUAAUAUUCCGUGUCAAUAAAACUUUAUCGAUUGGCAAUUAAUUUGUGACUUGCGUUUCAUUAUGAUGGUUCACUGAGAGUCCUUCUGUAUGUCCCGCACUAGGAUUGAAUGAACAAGGAAUAGAUUCAGCCCCGCGGGUCUGAUUUAUCGAGGUUAUCAGUUAUCGACUGGCGAUCACCCGAUGUUUUUGCCAUGCGACUAUGAACUCUGAUAGAUCAUGCAGACAAUGCGCAAGGCCGCAACAAUCCCACUACGGUC
Messenger RNA from Suillus bovinus, 1503 nucleotides. RefSeq names its product NADP-dependent oxidoreductase domain-containing protein. The record is from RefSeq and is a predicted model, not a curated record. The transcript has 7 exons. Bases 56 to 1201 code for a protein of 381 amino acids. NCBI's taxonomy places the organism in Eukaryota, Fungi, Basidiomycota, Agaricomycetes, Boletales, Suillaceae.